AGGGUAUAAAAGCAACGAACCACUGGCGGCUCCUCUACCUUCUCUUUUUGCCAUCAUGUCAUUCUCUGGAACGUACCAGCUGGAGAGUCAGGAAAACUUUGAGCCUUUCAUGAAGGCUAUUGGCCUCGCUGAUGAAACCAUCCAGAAAGGCAAAGACAUCAAGAGUGUAUCGGUGUUCGAGGAGAACGGUGAUAACUUCAAAGUGGUUAUCACUACCGGGUCAAACGUCAUGACCAAUGUUUUCACCAUUGGGCAGGAGACUGAGCUGCAGACUAUGACUGGAGAGAAGUACAAGGGGGUGGUUAACCGGGAAGGCAACAAGCUGACGGUUUCUAUGAAGGGAAUCCUGUCAGUCACAGAACUGGUGGAUCCCAACACGAUUGUCAAUACAAUGACUCUUGGUGACAUCGUUUUCAAGAGGAUAAACAAACGCAUUUGAAUUAUAGCACUUUGACUAAUAAAACUGUAAAAAACCUG
Cololabis saira (Pacific saury) is the source of this 477-nucleotide messenger RNA. Its product is annotated as fatty acid-binding protein, liver-type-like. The transcript has 4 exons. The record is from RefSeq and is a predicted model, not a curated record. NCBI's taxonomy places the organism in Eukaryota, Metazoa, Chordata, Actinopteri, Beloniformes, Belonidae. Gene Ontology annotation, cellular component: nucleus; cytosol. Gene Ontology annotation, molecular function: fatty acid binding. Bases 56 to 439 code for a protein of 127 amino acids. Gene Ontology annotation, biological process: fatty acid transport.